This is a messenger RNA of Lutra lutra (Eurasian river otter), 7361 nucleotides long. RefSeq names its product toll like receptor 5 (gene TLR5). Gene Ontology annotation, cellular component: membrane. The coding region runs from base 3968 to 6544 and encodes 858 amino acids. Gene Ontology annotation, molecular function: transmembrane signaling receptor activity; protein binding. NCBI's taxonomy places the organism in Eukaryota, Metazoa, Chordata, Mammalia, Carnivora, Mustelidae. The record is from RefSeq and is a predicted model, not a curated record. The transcript is spliced from 7 exons. Gene Ontology annotation, biological process: immune response; inflammatory response; toll-like receptor signaling pathway.
GUAAAUAAAAUCUUUAAAAAGCAAAAAAGCAAAAAAAAAAAACCCACAUGCAUAACGUUUUCUGUUUCUCCUCCUUAAUUAGCUUCUCUCCUUUAAGAAAAGCAAAGCCCUUUCUCCUGAUUUCACCAAAUUAACGCUGACCACCCUCAUCACUGAUGAAGCUCCUGUGGUCUUGGGAAUGGAAGCAGUGGAUCGGUCAGGGGCCUGGGCCCCUAGAAUGAGGAGGUCAUGUCUGGAGCUCCCUGUGUUAGGCCUAGGAUGUGAGUGCCCCUGAUGAAAAUAAAUUUUCAGAGAAUCAGCAGGCAAUAUUACUGGCGUGUUUAAGCUACGCUACUUCAGGUAUAUAGCAUGAAUAAAAAUGGGGUCCCUGCCCUCAAGAAUUGUGCACUCUUGGGGGUUAGGCAUGACAUUAUGAAUAUGUUGUCAUACGGGUGUGACUGGCACAUCAGGGCUAGGGAGAUAAAAUGGGCCCAGAGGGGUGUGAGGAUUGUUUCAUAGGGGAGCUGGCCCUGGAUGAGCCCAUGGGAUGGACAGAAGCCCUCCAAGCCUGGGGUCCAGCCUCAGCAGGGAACUUGGGUGGAGGGUAGGUCCCAGGACUGCGGGCUAGGUCUGGGGCAGAGGCCCGGACUGCUGGUACCUCCAGGUGGGCAGGCUGGCUGAGUUCAUCCACAGUCCAUGGCACCUGGCCCUGAAGCCUUCGGUCCUCAAGAGUGUGACCUCCAGGGGCACAAGGAGCCAGUGAGGCUGCUGACCAGAGCUGAGUGAGAGGUGCGUGUGUCACUGGGGGACCAGCUGGGAGGUCUCCGCCCUGCCCAGGUGGGGGUGGGGGCAGAGCCAUGUCCAGAGGGGAGGGGAGUCGAUGCUGGCAGUGUCCUGGGGUGAAUCUCGUAGGACAGGCCACCAGCUGCACCAAGGUCACACUGGAGGCUUCUCCCAGUCUGACCUUGCCUACUGCUCUAGGGUUGAAGAAUAUGUAGGCUGAAGAUGGAAAUACACAACAAGGGUUGGGAAGGUUCAAAUGGGCUCGGAAUUUGGAGAUAGUGCUACAGGUGCCCAGAGGGAUAUUUCCAGCUGUGUCCAGAUGAGCGGGAAGAAGAAGGGACACACUCACUCUCGGAUGCUGAUGGUGUAGCGCUCACAGGUAAGUGCUCCCUGCCAGGAGGGACAUGACCGGGACCGGCUCCUGCCCAGACCAAUCCUUUCAGGGACUCAGAGGAUGCACACCAGUCCCCAGCAUGCUGACAACAGUGCCUGCGGGGUAGGGGAGUGGGGAGUGGUGGCCACGGAGCAGGAGGGAUGGCCCAGAGGUGGGAUGAGGCAAAUUCAAUCACUCAGGGGACACCUGCCACAUGGUACAUCCUGGCUGCUGGCAGCGUGGCAGAGAACCAAAGAGAGGACACCUGUCCUCAGCAGCAGAAUUCUGAUUUACAGAAAGAUGGCUUUUAAAAGGACAUGGCCCUCAGGACAGCAUGGCCUCCCAGGUGCUCCCUGGCAGGUUUGUGUCUGUGGGAUGCUGUGUUCUGCUGGUAAACACGCGUGUCCUUUGACUCCAUUUGGUGUCCUGGCCUCGAGCCUUUGUGCAAGGUGGACCCAGCCCUCCACACCUGCCUUCAGAUUCAGUUCGGGAUUUUCACAGCUACGUGAACUCUGGAGAAACUCUCGCCAUCCCCAUUUGGAAAUGAACUGAGCGUUUUUCUCAGUGAGACCUCCAUGCCUGCCCGCUGUGAGCCACCACCAGCCUAGCUCAGACUCCAGGUGUCCAGGACCAAGAGGAUCUGUGAAGGAUUGAGGGGCCCCCCUGGCUGGGGCUAAGUGUGAAGACGUGCCCAGAACUCAUCUGAGCUUAGCCAGCCUGUCUGCUGUCCCAGCCAUUAGCUCAGGAAAGGGCACCUGCUCCCCUAAUGGCUGGGAUCAAAGCUAAGUGGAUUCAACUGAAAUGGGAGGGCUGCUGGCCCUCUUACCCCCAGUCUCAUUAUCAUAAUUAACAGUGCCUGGCAGGGGUAAUGGGCCGCACUGACUGUGCCACUCCCGUGGCCCUCAGAGUCCAGACUCCAGCUAGCUCACGUACAUGGACUCACGCUGUCUCUGGCCUCUGUGACUGGGCAUGAUGUCCUCGAGGAUCACCAGGUCACACCAAGCAUUGGCAUCUCCUCUGCAUCAAGGCUGACUCAUACAUUGUGUGGACACCACGUCUUGUCAACCUACUCAUUUGUCGGUGGACGUCCCCAUUGUCCCCAGACCAACUAAACCAUCUCUUCAUGCGGACCCAUGUACCUGUAUUGUUUUCAUGUCUCUGGUGAUUUCAAAGGACAGCUGAGUUCAAGAACCCUCCAUCUACACCAGAGAGUCUCCGGUUUGCGUGUGCAGAAAAUUCACCCUUGUUGAGAGUCCAGAGGCCUGUUGUAAGGCUGUGUCCUGUCCCUGGACUUCCUCCUCUGGGCUCCCCCAGGGACUCUGACCUGCCAUCCUGAGAAAGACUUUCCUUGCUCGUCUGUCCCUUGUUGAAGUGUAAGCACACCAGGAUUGGGGAACAGAUGCACCCAGGUCCCUGAGCCUCUGGGAUCUUGAGUCCACACCAGACCCAGAAGGUCCCCGAGCCCAUCCUGCAGGUUCACCAGGCUCCCAGACACACGGCAGCUUCUACCUCCCCUGAACUGGAUCCCUUAGCCUUGAACUGGAGCACAGUCCCUGCUGCUGUAGUGUGCGGUGUGAAUAGCCAUCUCGUUUGAUUCACAUGCUAGGAGGUGCGAAUUUCAUGUGGGCUUGUGAGCAGUUUCUUAGGUUUAAAUGAAGAAAACUGGGCCCAGCUGAGCCACCCUACAUUUGAAUAAACGCGACACACUUGGCAACCCAUCACGGACCUUGGUUCCCCACCCACAUCUGCUGUCACAGCAGUCCACCUGCUUCCAGGGAUCCCUUGUGCGCCGUCUCCCUCAGCUCAGUGCAAGCCUGGGACACAGGCUCUGCGGCCCUCAAGGAGAAUCUGCCUCCUGAGAACCACGUCUCCCACUGCGUGGCCCAGUGUGGACCACCACAGCUGCACCAGAUUCUGGAACUGCAACCCGGAGCACCUGCCAGGAGGCGGGAGCCCGAUGCGGGUCACCACCAGAGACCUGCAGUCUCUCAUCUCGUCUCCGUGAAGAAUGCAGGUGUGUCUACUGUAAACUCAAGGACACUGGCUCCAAGGACCACCUGAACCCAGAAGAAAUUUACUGAGGAAGGAAGAGGCAGUUCCGCUGUCAGGACUCCGUGAGAUCAUCCCUGCGAGAGACAACCGCAAGCUACGUGGGUGGAGAGGCAAGGGAAGAACUUCUGGCUUUAAUCAUCAUGUGCCUCUGCAGCACACAUCCUUCCCAGCGCUUGCUGCACUGACGGCAACAUAGCCACCAGGGAGACAGACGGCAGACAAGGAAACCGGUGGCUGCACAAGCCUCAGGGUUUCCAUGGAAACCCCACCACAGAUCAACCCCAAGGUGGAGCAAAACCUCCGCAGAGUCAUGGUCCAGCCCCACAGGACGCUGUGGCCGUGGCUGCGGGUUAACGCUCGGUGCAGACCCGCACCUGCUUCCUGUUCCCCUCCUACCUUCGCCCCAUUCUCCAUCCAGAGAGUCACAGAGUACUUCCUUCCCUUUGGAGGUUCCACAGAGAGCAGGCCGAAUGCGCCCCGGGCACAGCAGGUACAGCCCCUCUCCACCUGGUGCAGGGCUGGGGACACAAGCCAGACGCAAAUAGGGAUGCCCUGACCUGCAGCCUGCCCACCCCAUCAUGCAGGCUGUGUUGACCUGCCACGUCUGAUGCUCGUGGAGGGUGAGGAGGACCAGCGUUUGUAUGAUGCAACAGGCCGUGUAUGUGUGGAGUGAGGGCAGAGGUGUGGACGGGCCCGUGCCCUGGGCAGGCUUCCACGGCAGACCUUGAAUGACUGAUUGCAGGAACGAGUGAAUGAGAAACGGACUUGUUGUAAAGGAUCAUGGGAGGCCACCUGGACCUUCUGUUGGGGGUAAUGCUCGUGGCCAGCCCUGUGCUAACAAUUCCUUCCUGCACCUCUGAUGGCCAGAGGGCCUUGUAUCGAUCCUGCAACCUAACCCAGGUGCCACCAGUCCCCAGCACCACCCAGAUCCUCCUGCUCAGCUUCAACUAUAUCCGGACUGUGACAACCACGUCCUUCCCCUUCCUGGAGCAGCUGCAGCUGCUGGAGCUCGGGACUCAGUUUACCCCCUUUACCAUUGGCAGAGAGGCCUUCAGAAACCUGCCCAACCUCAGGGUCUUGGACCUGGGCAAGAGUCAGGUGGAUUUCCUGCAUCCCGAUGCUUUCCAGGGGCUGCCCCGCCUGCAGGAACUUAGACUCUUCCACUGUGGUCUGUCCGAUAAGAUAUUAAAAGAUGGUUACUUCAGAAAUUUGGAGUCUUUGUUUCGCCUGGACCUGUCCAAAAAUCAGAUUCAUAGCCUUAACCUUCACCCUUCGUUCUGGGAAUUAAAUUCCCUGAAGUCCAUUGAUUUUUCCCUCAACCAGAUACCCGUCGCGUGUGAACACGAGCUUCAGCCGCUGCAAGGGAAAACGCUCUCGCUAUUAAACCUCGCCUCCAAUCAGCUGUACAGCAGGGGCUCCAUGGACUGGGGCGCGUGCAUGAACCCAUUCAAAAACAUGGUCUUGGAGACCCUGGAUGUUUCUGGCAAUGGCUGGACUGCAGACAUCAUAGGCAACUUCAGCAGGGCCGUCAGCGGGAGCCAGAUCUCCUCCCUGGUGCUGGCCCACCACAUUAUGGGGUCCGGGUUUGGCUUCCGGAACAUCAGGGACCCCAACCGGGACACGUUCGCAGGCCUGGCCAGGAGCAAGCUGCUGUGGCUGGACCUGUCCUAUGGCUUCAUCUUCUCCCUGAACUUCCGAGUCUUUGAGGCCCUCAAGGACUUGAAGCUCCUGCAGCUGGCCCACAACAAGAUCAACCGGAUUGCAGGAGAAGCGUUUUAUGGCCUCGACAGCCUCCAGGUUCUCAACAUGUCCUACAACCUCCUGGGGGAGCUUUAUGAUUCUGAUUUCUCUGGACUCCGUCAGGUAGCCUAUAUUGAUCUCCAAAACAAUCAUAUUGGGAUCAUUCAGAGCCAGACCUUCAGGUUCCUGAAAACGUUACAGACCUUGGAUCUGCGGGACAAUGCUCUCAAAACAAUCCCUUUCCUGCCAAGCCUAGACACCAUCUUCUUGGGUAGCAACAAGUUGGCGGCCUUGCCAGACACGGAGCUUAAAGCCAACUUCAUCCACUUGUCCGAAAACAGGCUGGAGGAUCUGGACGAUCUCUACUUCCUCCUCCAGGUUCCCGACCUCCAGGUCCUCAUUCUGAAUCAAAACCGCUUUUCCUCUUGCAGCCGUGCUCGCGGCCCGGCAGGGAGCCUCAGCCUGGAAACGCUUUUCCUCGGAGGAAACAUGUUGCAGCUUGCCUGGGAAACUGGCUUCUGCUGGGAUGUCUUCAAGGGGCUUUCACGGCUCCGGGUCCUGUAUCUGAACAAUAACUACCUGACCUUCCUCCCGCCCGGGGCCCUUGGCGAUCUGAGCGCGCUGAGGGGUCUCGACCUCAGCUCCAACAGGUUGAUGGCGCUUGCUCCUGGUGACCUGCCUGCCAACCUGGAGGUGCUGGAUGUGUCCAGAAACCAGCUCCUGUCCCUGGACCCCGACCUGCUGGCGUCCCUCACCGCUGUGGACAUAACACACAACAAGUUCAUCUGUGAGUGUGACCUCCGUUCUCUCAUUGUUUGGCUCAACCAGACCAAUGUCACCGUGCUUGGGUCUGGUGCAGACAUCUCCUGCAUGUACCCCAACACACUCACAGGGACCCCCCUCUCCUCUGUCUCCAUGGAGGACUGUGAUGAAGAGGAGGUCUUGAAGGCCCUACGGUUGUCUCUUUUCGUCUCCUCCACGGUGACCCUGACUCUGUUCCUUGUGACAGUCUUCGUGUCUACCAAGCUCCGGGGCCUUUGUUUUGUCUGCUACAGGGCGGCCUGCGGACUGCUGCCCACGGUCCAGGCCGAGCGCCACGAGUCUGAGCCGUACAGAUACGACGCAUACCUCUGCUUCAGCGGCAGAGACUUUGAGUGGGUGCAGCGGGCACUGCUCAGACACCUGGAUGCUCAGUAUAGUGCCGAGAACAGAUUCAACCUGUGCUUUGAAGAAAGAGACUUUGUCCCGGGGCGGGAGCACAUCGCCAACAUCCAGGACGCUGUGUGGGGCAGCAGGAAGGUGGUCUGCCUCGUGAGCAGACACUUCCUCCGGGACGGGUGGUGCCUGGAAGCCUUUGCCUAUGCCCAGAGCAGGUGUGUGUCUGAUGUGGACGGCGCCCUCAUCCUGGUGAUCGUCGGGUCCCUGUCCCAGUACCAGCUGAUGAAGCACCGAGGCAUUGCAGGGUUUGUGCGGAAACGGCACUACCUGAGGUGGCCCGAGGACCUCCAGGACGUGGGCUGGUUCCUUCACACACUCUCCCAGCACAUUCUGAAGAGAGAGAAGGACACCGUCAGGGAUGGCAGCAUCCAGCUGCAGGCUGUGGUGACCGUCUCCUAGCCAAGGAGCAUUUCCCCCUAAUCUCACUCCACAGAUAACUCUUACUGUUUUGGGGUCCUAUUUUGGAGGUUUGUUUUUUUUUUUUCUUACUAGGAAAACAACAUAGCUCUGAAUUCUCACAGCCACAUGAUGCCUGGUCUCACUGACCUGGAAGUGGAAAGGAAUCCUGUUCUUUCCAGACUCACUGACCACAGGACACACCUUCGUCAUGGGAAGGGCACGAGGAGAGGUGUCCCAGGUGGCUGAGAGCCUUUCUCUGGUGCUCACUCAGUUGGCAAGGGGUGCCCUGUGCUCUGCAGAACAACACUGAGGAGGAAGAAUGGAAAAGACGGUGUGUCUCCUGCUUCCACCUCGGGGACGACACCGCUGCUGGGAGCUGGUCCUACUUUGUCUGAGAUAAGCACUGGCCCCACAGAAGCUGGCAGGAGAGGACCUGGAUCUUGUCGAGACCAUAGCGCUCUCCCUGCUCCUCAUGAGCUCUUCUUCUUCACACGUGGCCUGUGUUCCCCUUCCUUCUCUCCCACACCCUGUUCAUCCACUGUGCUACACGGGGAGCCCGGUUCCAGGCCUGAUUCUGCUGCUCAGGCACUGUGUGACCUCAAGCACAUGACAACCCCUCUCUGGGCCUGCUUUUUUUUUUUUUAUCUGCGGGCCAGGUGCUAUCUACCAAGAACCUCAGGCUUCUCAGAUCUUUUCCUUAGUUACCUUGCUGGCCCCAAGGGCAUGCGCACACAGAGGGGCCUUCUGGAGGCAGUCAAAACUUCUCUGAAGUUGUAUUUUUUUUUUAAUCUUAAAAGAAGUCUCUGUAUAUUUUGCA